AUGGCCAGCAUCACUACACAGACGUUAAUCGAGCACGAGACAAUUCGGCUGAAGAAUGCUCAUAUCACAAGUCCUGUCGAGAUCCUGGAUGUGGAUAAAGGAACACCGGAUGAGCAUGUACCGCGCGAUCCACGAUUGAUUCGGUUGACCGGCGUUCAUCCAUUCAAUGUAGAGCCGCCGUUGACGGCGCUGUACAAUGAAGGCUUCCUCACGAGUCCGGAACUAUUUUAUGUUCGAAACCAUGGCCCGGUGCCACAAGUUCGCGACGAAGAUAUCCCAGAUUGGGAAAUCAGUAUAGAAGGGCUGGUCGAGAAGCCUUUAGUUCUGACUUUCCGUGAAGUCCUCCAGAAAUACGACCAGAUCACCGCGCCCAUCACACUCGUCUGUGCUGGCAACAGACGAAAGGAGCAGAACAUAGUCCGGAAGUCUAAGGGGUUCUCCUGGGGAGCGGCUGGGUUAUCAACGGCUCUAUUCACAGGACCGAUGAUGGCGGAUAUUCUGCGCAGUGCGAAGCCACUUCGUCGAGCGAAGUAUGUUUGUAUGGAGGGAGCUGAUAAACUGCCAAAUGGAUUCUACGGGACUUCGGUCAAAUUGAACUGGGCGAUGGAUCCGAAUCGUGGGAUCAUGUUGGCUCAUAAGAUGAAUGGCGAGGAUCUUCGGCCAGACCAUGGUCGGCCGUUGCGGGCUGUGGUGCCGGGCCAAAUUGGAGGUCGGAGUGUGAAGUGGCUGAAAAAGUUGGUUUUGACUGAUGCGCCAAGUAAUAAUUGGUACCACAUCAAUGAUAAUCGGGUGCUUCCGACAAUGGUCACGCCGGAAAUGUCUGCUCUGGAUUCCAAGUGGUGGACUGAUGACCGAUAUGCGAUUUAUGAGCUCAAUGUCAAUGCCGUCGCUGUGUAUCCGCAGCAUGAGGAAGAGAUCGAUCUAGCCACGACUGGACCUACGUAUACAGUCAAGGGAUAUGCAUAUGCCGGUGGUGGUAGGACGAUAACGAAAGUUGAGAUUUCUCUUGAUAGCGGCAAAUCAUGGCGUCUUUCUGAGGUCGAAUACGCAGAAGACAAAUACCGAGACUUCGAAGGUGACCUGUUCGGCGGCAAGGUCGACAUGUGGUGGAGAGAAGCAUCUUUCUGCUGGUGUUUCUGGUCAUUGGAAGUCUCAGUCGCAAACCUAGAAGCCAGCAAUGCGAUUAUAGUCCGUGCAGUGGAUGAGGCAUUAAGCGCUAUGCCGCGUGAUAUGUACUGGUCUGUCCUAGGCAUGAUGAACAAUCCAUGGUUCCGAGUUGCAAUCACGAAGGAGGGAACGAAGCUGAAGUUUGAGCACCCUACACAUCCAGCCAAAGCUGGGGGAUGGAUGGAAAGAAUCAAGAAUACUGUCGAGCCAGAGCCUGCGAAUGAAAUAAACAUGAAAAAGGAGGAGGUGAAUCGAGUGAUCGACUUCCAAGAGCUCAGGGAAAAUAGCAGCAGCGAGAAGCCUUGGUUUGUGGUCAAUGGCGAAGUCUAUGAUGGCACGGGCUUCCUUGAAGGCCAUCCCGGAGGAGCCAUCAGUAUCACAUCUUCCGCAGGGCUGGAUGUAUCGGAGGACUUCCUUGCAAUCCACAGUGAAACCGCCAAGGCAAUGAUGCCGGACUAUCAUAUUGGCACAUUAGACAAGGCUUCUCUCGAGGCCCUGAAGGGUAAUUCAACCACAAUUUCAGACGAGUCACGCGAGAUAUUCCUGCAGUCACGAGCAUGGACAAAAGCCACACUCACAGAGAAGAAGGAUGUCUCGUGGGAUACACGAUUGUUCGUCUUCGACCUGGAACACACGAAGCAGACGCUUGGCCUACCGAUCGGUCAACAUCUUAUGAUCAAGGUACAGGAUCCAUCCCACAACAAAGCAGUCAUUAGAUCGUACACUCCAAUCUCAGACACAAACCUGAAAGGCAAGAUGGAGUUACUCGUGAAAGUCUACUUCCCAACAGCCACCACCCUAGGAGGAGAAAUGACCAUGGGCCUGGACAAGCUCCCCCUCGGCUCCCAAAUCGACUGCAAAGGCCCGACCGGCCGGUUUGAAUAUCUCGGAAAAGGACAAGUUUCGAUCAGCGGCAAGAAGCGCCAGCUACGUUCCUUCAAGAUGAUCUGUGGAGGGACGGGAAUUACCCCGAUCUUCCAGGUUCUGCGGGCUGUUAUGCAAGAUAUGCAAGAUCCCACGACAUGUGUUGUCCUUGACGGGAACAGACUGGAGGAAGAUAUCCUGUGUCGAUCCGACCUGGAUGCUUAUGUGGAGACUGAUGGUCGAAAAUGUACUGUUGUGCAUACAUUGACUAAAGGGUCUGAUACCUGGACUGGUCGACGAGGGCGUAUUUCCGAGGAACUGCUUGCGGAAUAUGCGGCACCAGAGGAGCAUAGUAUGGUCUUGAUUUGUGGACCUGUGUCUAUGGAGAAUUCUGCUCGGGAUAUUCUCGUUGCGCAAGGCUGGGCCAAGUCAGAUCUUCACUUCUUCUAG
This is a messenger RNA of Penicillium bovifimosum, 2481 nucleotides long. RefSeq names its product nitrate reductase NiaD (gene niaD). Gene Ontology annotation, biological process: nitrate assimilation; nitric oxide biosynthetic process. Bases 1 to 2481 code for a protein of 826 amino acids. The record is from RefSeq and is a predicted model, not a curated record. The transcript is spliced from 9 exons. Gene Ontology annotation, molecular function: molybdopterin cofactor binding; nitrate reductase (NADPH) activity; heme binding. Lineage: Eukaryota; Fungi; Ascomycota; Eurotiomycetes; Eurotiales; Aspergillaceae.